Portunus trituberculatus (swimming crab) is the source of this 3074-nucleotide messenger RNA. Its product is annotated as poly [ADP-ribose] polymerase 2-like. Gene Ontology annotation, molecular function: NAD+ poly-ADP-ribosyltransferase activity. Lineage: Eukaryota; Metazoa; Arthropoda; Malacostraca; Decapoda; Portunidae. The transcript is spliced from 11 exons. The record is from RefSeq and is a predicted model, not a curated record. The coding region runs from base 1 to 2886 and encodes 961 amino acids.
AUGGACAGGAAGAUAGUUCAGGUGAUGAGGAAGCUGUACGAGGAGAAUGAAGUCAAGUUCACAAUAGGAAAUAUCAGUAUAGGCUGGAUGAAGAAUAACAUUGGAGUAUGUCAGGGAUGUGUGAUCUCUCCAACCCUAUUCAAUAUUUACACAGAGUUGAUAGCGAGGAUUAGGAUAUCAGGGUGGGGAGUCAAAGUAGGGGAUGGGAUACUAGGUUGCUUAGCUCAUACUGACGACAUAGUGCUGAAGGCAGAGAGUAAUAAGAUAAAGGAGUUAUUACAGAAGUGUGCCGUUGGAAAAGCGAGGGCUAGCUACUCUGGCGAGGACCGAAGAAGGAGGCACAAGGAGGCGGGAAGCUCAGGCGAGAAGACAGAGGCUGGUGACAUUAAUGAUCACUGGCAUUGGCAGACAUUAGGCAAGCAAGCAGUAGGAAGCCUCACACUCAGCAGUAGUACUUGUGACUGGUGCAAAACUGUUGACGAACACAAGGAGAGUAUUGGAGCUUGUCGCCUGGCAACCAGACAGGCUGUUUGUGUUUCGCCAUACUUUGAAACUUGCCGUUUUGCGGAUCUUUUAAACAUGGCAGAUAGACGGAAGCGUGCUGCAAAGAAGAAUGUGGCAGAGGAGACACUGGAGGAGGAUGAGCCUGUUGUGAAGAGAGGACGUGGCAGAGGAAGGCAGGCAGCAGGCAAGGCAGUGGCUGGAAGGAAGAUAGAAGAGCAGGUACAAGUGAAGGAAGAGCUGCAGGAGAGAGAUGAGGAGGAGAGUGUCACACCAGCAGUCACAAAGAAGACUAAAAGAGGAACACGAGCAGAAAAAGUCCAGAAGGAGAUAAAGAAGGAACCCACAAUUGAAGAUGAUGAAAUAGAGGAGGAGGAGGAGGAGGUGACAGUAGCAGCAGCUGAGAAGGCAGAGAUGAAGAAAGGGAGGCGAGGGAGGAAGGCGGUUCAACAGACAGAGAGUGAGGAUGCAGCAACCCAGAGCAGCGUGGCAAAGAAGAGAGGCAGAGGAGCAGCAAAGGAGCCAUCUGUACAGGAAGAAAGUGAACCAACUGUUAAAAAGGGUAAAAGAGGAAGAAAGCCAGCUGUCAAAGUAGAGGAAGAAGACACAGCUACCAAGGGAGAGGUGAAGCAGGAAGCACCGUCCACAGCCAAGGGGAAGAGAGGCCGGCCAAAAGCUGCCAAGGUAAAGGAGGAAGCAGAAGAGAAGAGUGGUGAAGCGGACCAGGAUGAAGGGAAGGCUGCCAGCUCUUCCAAGGCCUCAGGUGGGAGAAAUGCUAAGUCCAAGGGUGCCAAGGGGAAGAGAGGGGGUGCCAGGGCCAUCACAGCUGAAGAGAAAGAGAAUACUGACACCAGUAACCUGCCUAAGAAGUCUGUUGAGAAGACAGGUGUGGAGCGAGUGGUGGUGGUGAAGGGUCGAGCAGCAGUGGACGCCCUGUGCCCCAUUGCCCAGCACUGCCAUGUGUAUGAGGAUGAGGAUGACAUCUGGGACUGCAUGCUCAACCAGACUAACAUCCAGUUCAACAACAACAAGUACUACCUCAUUCAGCUGCUGGAGGACGACUCGAGUAAGUCUUACUCAGUGUGGAUGCGAUGGGGACGUGUGGGUGCCAACGGCCAGAACAGCCUGCAGGCCUGCAGUGGUGACCUCUCCAAGGCCAUGAACAUAUUUAAGAAGAAGUUCAGUGACAAGACCAAGAAUGAGUGGGAGCUGCGGUCCAUAUUUGAAAAAGUGCCUGGAAAGUAUGACCUGCUCCAGAUGGAUUACUCUAAAGGAACAGACACUCCUGAUGCUGGUGCUGCCAUCAAAAAACCCAAGGAGAAGACAGAUUUGGUUUGUAAGCUGCAUCCCAUAGUGAAGGCUGUCAUUGAGCUGAUCUGUGACCUGCGCCGCAUGGAGGAAGCUGUGGUGGAAAUGAAGUAUGAUGCCAAAAAGGCUCCGCUGGGCAAGCUGACCACAGAACAGAUCAAGGCCGGCUAUCUGGCACUCAAACGCAUCGACACCCUCAUCCAGAGUAACAAGUGUGCCACAAAGGACUUGGUUCAGGCUUGCAACGACUUCUACACCAGGGUUCCUCACUACUUUGGCAUGAAGGUGCCUCCCCUCAUCCGCACACCAGCUGAGGUGCGGGAGAAAAUAGCGCUGCUUGAGGCACUAGGAGACAUCCAAGCUGCUUUGAGUGUGCUUGACCAGCCCAUUGAUGUCACUACCCAUCCAGCAGAUCAGCACUACCAUAGGCUGCAGUGCGACCUCACACCGCUGCCGAAAGAAUCUGAGGAAUACAAGAUAAUUGAAAAAUACAUGAAGACAACCCAUGCCAAGACCCACAACCACUACACGCUGAAGCUGCUGGAGGUGCUGGAGUGCCGCAAGGACAGUGAGCACCAGCGCUUCAAGGACGUAGGCAACAAGAUGCUGCUGUGGCAUGGCUCCCGUAUGUCCAACUGGGCCGGCAUCCUGAGCCAGGGUCUGCGCAUCGCCCCACCCGAGGCACCAGUCACUGGCUACAUGUUUGGAAAAGGCAUCUACUUUGCGGACAUGGUCAGCAAAAGUGCCAACUACUGCUGGGCCAAUUCGCGCAACAAUGUGGGUUUCCUGCUGCUAUCAGAGGUGGCACUGGGCAAGAGCAACCCACUCCUUCAGGCGGACUACGAGGCCAAUAAGCUGCCGCCGGGCUACCACUCAGUCAAAGGUUGUGGCAGGACAGCUCCCAAUCCUGAGAACUUCACCAAGCUGCCUGAUGGAACAGUGGUGCCCUUAGGACCUGGAGCAGAAGUUGUUGCCAAGGGAGCAUCUAAGUACAGUCUUCUUUACAAUGAGUAUAUUGUGUAUGACCCAGCACAGGUGCUUACAAGAUUCCUUCUGAAGGUUCAGUUUAACUUUUAAUUAGGAAAUGUGGUCCUCUUGUUUUAAGAAGCCAAAGGAGUAGGUUAGGUUAGUUUUCUUGUGAAAUGACUGAAUGUCUUUGAUGAGUCAUCAACACUGUCCUACAACACUGAACUAUAUCACUGCCUUUGAGAUGAGGUCUUUCAGUUUUAUGUUUGUGAUAAGGAAUAAAGCUUUGAUAAUAUGAA